CACAAGCCUGGGGAUUGUCCGCCCGACCCCUGACUCCUCACACCCUUUCUCCCUGAAAAUCCAGAGCUUGACAUUUGACCAGCCUCAGAAAUCCAACCUCUGACCUCAGACUGCAUGCCCCUCCCCCACCCAGCGGUGACCUCACAAAGGUCACCCACUUUGCUCAGGGACCCAGACCCUCAGUUAUGGCCCUGCUGGCCCAAGGCAGUACUGUCCCAUCUGCCCUGGUGGCCCUCAUGGUCUUCAGGGGCCCCGCCUGGGCCUGUCUCUUCUGCUUCACAUCCUAUGAGGAGCGUGUCCGCAUCUGCCAGAUCUUUGCUGGUGUAGAGGGCCCUGAGCUGGAGAAGUGUCAGAAGGCGUUCAUCACCGCCUUUCAGGGCCUCCUAGACAUUGAAAUCAAUGACUAUGAGAGAAACCACCUGCAUGAUGCCUUCACCCAGAUGACCCACUCUCUCCAGGAGAUGGCCAUGGCCCAGGGCUCCUUUAAGGUUGCUUUUCCCAACGCUGCGAAGAAAAUGCAGGAAGUCAUUAAGAAGCUUAAAGAAGUCGAGGCCUGCAUCCCUCCCUGCGGGGUCCAGGAGGCGAGCCGGAGUUUCCGCUGCCGCGGGUGCUACUCCGACGUGUGCGAACUCUCGCUGGAUUGCCCAGUCCAGGACUGGACAGUGACUCGAGGUCAACAGGCUAAGUUCUCUUGCUCUGUGAACUUCUCGCUGCCUAAGGAGGAAAUCACGUAUUCCUGGAAGUUCGCAGGAGGAGGUGUCCGGACGCAGGACCAGUCCUACUUCCGAGACAUCCUGCAGGCCCGAGGAAACCUGGUGCGGAUCCGGCCGGUGCAGCUCAAGCACCGCGGGACCUACUGCUGCGAGAUCUCGCACGACCAGUUCCCCGUGGCGCGGGUCUAUUUCUUUCUUAACGUGACAGGUGCGCCCCCGCGUGGGGAGACCAAGCUGCAGGUCUCCUUUCGGAAAGUGCUGGACUGGGCGCCCCGGGAGGCGGAGAUGAUUGAAUCUUGGAGGCCAAGCCUGGGCGAGCUGCUGGCCAGUUCCGGGGCUCUGACGCCCAGCAACCAGUGUCUGCUCGCCGCCGCCGCGGCCUUAGCAUCAGCCAGUGCGACCCUUGUGGUGUGGAUGUUCUUUCGAUGGUACUUCAAGGGCAACUAACAAAGGUAUCUUUUUCUUACUUCCUUAUCCUGUUUUCAUUCCUAUAAUAAAGAAUAUAUGUCAGCUCUCUA
Molecule: messenger RNA, 1231 nt
Organism: Nyctereutes procyonoides (raccoon dog)
Lineage: Eukaryota; Metazoa; Chordata; Mammalia; Carnivora; Canidae
Gene: SPACA6
Product: sperm acrosome associated 6
Exons: 9
Coding region: 186-1160 (324 amino acids)
Biological process (GO): fusion of sperm to egg plasma membrane involved in single fertilization
Source: RefSeq, a predicted model, not a curated record